AUGAAAGGCGGAGACGCCAAAGACUGGGGUCACACCAACUUCCAGUGGAGCAAACUCUGCGAACAGACUCUUCGCAACACGUUUAACGCGAAGUCGUUUCGAAGUUUACAACUGCUCGCGGUGAAUGCCACCAUGGCCGCGAGAGACUGCCUCGUGUUGAUGCCCACUGGCGGAGGCAAAUCGUUGUGCUACCAGCUCCCGGCUGUCGUCAAGCCCGGUAUCACGGUGGUCAUCUCACCGCUUAUUUCAUUGAUACAGGAUCAGCUGCACCACUUGAGUGAAAUGGGUAUUCCAGCAACAGUGCUUUCUGCUGCAAAGGACAGUGAUAAUACGAUAUACGACGAUCUUCGCUCACCUACGCCCGAGCUUCGACUCUUAUAUGUCACUCCAGAAAAAGUAGUGCGAAGUGGCAAAUUAAAGACUGCUCUGCAGAGAUUAUAUGAGAGAGGUAUGCUGAAUCGCUUUGUGUUGGACGAAGCGCACUGUAUCAGUGCUUGGGGACAUGACUUUAGAAAGGAUUACACCGAACUGAGAGGUUUGAAACAUUUAUUCCCGACGACGCCAAUCAUGUGCCUGACGGCGACGGCAACUCGAAGAGUUCAAGAUGACAUAGUUCGCCAGUUAAACUUACCAAAGUGCUUGCGAUUUUUCGAUACAUUCAAUCGAACCAAUUUGACGUACGAAGUUCAUCCGAAACUUAAAGGUAAGCAAAUGGUCAACGAGAUAAAAAAUCUUAUCGUGAGUCGCAAACUGAUGAGAAACAAUCGUGUGCAAUGCGGUAUCAUUUAUUGCUUCAGUCAAGCCGACUGCGAAAAAAUUGCAACGGAAUUAAACAAGAUUGAUCGAUCAGUGGGAGACCGCGAGAGAUUCCCUAAACGACUACGGGCCGUGCCUUAUCACGCAGGCUUGGCAGACAACGUGCGGAAGAAGCAUCAGGAAAUGUGGCAAAGAGAUGAAGUGAACAUUAUUUGCGCUACGGUGGCGUUUGGGAUGGGUAUCAACAAACCAAACGUUAGAUUCGUGUUUCAUCAUAGCAUGCCUAAAUCUCUGGAGGCAUAUCAUCAAGAGAGCGGUCGUGCUGGACGCGACGGUGAUCAUGGUUUGUGUAUUCUCUUUUACUCUUGGGGCGACGCGUCGAAAGCGAGGAGUAUGUUGAUCGAUAGUGCUCGCAGAGAGCGUGCCCAACCGGCGGUCCUUCAAAACAAUCUAGAGUCCCUCAACACUAUGGUCUCUUAUUGUGAAAAUUUGGCGGAUUGUCGGCGGACACAAUUGAUGGCUCACUUCGAUGAACGGUUCGAGCGCUCGCAUUGUCGAGGCAUGUGUGACUCGUGUCACGCUAUAGCCAAUGGGGUCAAAUUCGAGCAAACAGACAUCACCGAGUACGCUAGAGGAAUUAUCAGCAUCGUGAAA
Messenger RNA from Ostreococcus lucimarinus CCE9901, 1410 nucleotides. RefSeq lists its product with no specific name. Gene Ontology annotation, cellular component: nucleus; cytoplasm; chromosome. The record is from RefSeq and is a predicted model, not a curated record. Gene Ontology annotation, molecular function: 3'-5' DNA helicase activity; four-way junction helicase activity; ATP binding. Gene Ontology annotation, biological process: double-strand break repair via homologous recombination. The transcript has a single exon. Lineage: Eukaryota; Viridiplantae; Chlorophyta; Mamiellophyceae; Mamiellales; Bathycoccaceae. The annotation marks the transcript as partial.